CGGGAAGGGAAGAAAAAGGGGGUCCUCCUUUGCCUUUUCCUAAUUUAAAUCCCGCUCCCCUUCCCGUCUCGUCUCUCGUGACAGAUCCUGUUCAAAGCCAAAGUGGAGGAGAAAAUUUUUCAAAGGGUGCAUGAAUCAUUACACAGUGAGACUAUAACAAAGUCUCCAGACAGCUCUACUCACCAAACUGUUCAAAGUUGACUAUUAAACUUCUCAGUUUAAGCAUUAUGAAAAAGGAAGAAUCUUACAGGGAAGAAUUUAGUUAUGAUAGAAUGCCAACUUUGGAACGUGGAAAACAACAAAAUGGAAGUUAUGUUCCAGAUAUUAAAUCUAGCAAUCUACAGCUCUCCAAAAAAUUUCAUCCUUGUUUCUUUUAUAAAACAUGGAUUUAUUCAUUGCUGAUGGGGACUUGUGUUCUUGUUACAUCUGGAUUUUCUCUUUAUUUGGGGAAUGUUUUUCCAUCUGAAAUGGAUUAUUUGCGCUGUGCAGCAGGUUCAUGUAUUCCCUCAGCAGCAGUGAGUUUUGCCAUAGCCAGAAACAAAGCUAAUGUGAUACCUGAUUUUCAGUUUCUGUUUGUUUCAACAUUUGCGAUUACAACAACAUGUUUAGUUUGGUUUGGAUGCAAGCUUGUCUUAACGCCUACAGCAAUAAACAUAAAUUUCAACCUGAUUCUACUGAUUCUGCUAGAGGUUUUCAUGGCAACUACUGUAAUAAUAUCUGCUAGAUCUAAUGAGGAAUGCUGCAGGAAAAAAAGAACAAUUAUUUAUGAUACUACUAGCACAUUGAAUAAUGUCAACUUCCCAAUACGGAUCCUAAAAUCCUAUUCGGUUGUAGAAGUAAUUAUUGGAAUUUCUGCAGUAUUUGGAGGAAUAAUUGCCUUGCAUAUGGAUGUGCUAAUUUCUGGCCCAUACCUUUCGGUCACUUUUUUUUGGAUCUUAGUUGCUUGCUUUCCCAGUGCUAUUGCAAGUCAUGUUACUGCUGAAUAUCCAAGCAAAUGCUUGGUGGAAGUUCUUAUUGCCAUAAGCAGUAUUACAUCACCCUUGUUAUUCACAGCUUCAGGAUACUUGUCUUUCAGUAUAAUGCGCAUUGUGGACAUGAUUAAAAAUUAUCCACCAACAGUUCAACAGUCUUAUGAUGUGCUACUCUUGCUUCUAAUGCUGAUGCUGUUAGUUCAAGCUUUUCUGACAACUGGGACAGUCAUACUCUGUGUAAAUUUUAAAGCAAAAAUGAAAAUUCAUAAUUCUUUAUGGGCAGAGCCACUAACAAACAAACAAGAAUACAAAACAACAGAGGUCUCCAAUAACAGCAUGAAGGAUUUUGACAAAGAGAAAGCUUGGAAAGCUGUUGUAGUGCAGAUGGCUCAGUAAUCUGCACUAGGGAACCUGAACCAGGGAGAUUUUAGGGCUAAUUAAUCUUUGUUUACAAGAGCAGUGUUAUUAGAUACAAAGCAAUUAAUUUCAUAGCAACUCCAUUGCCCAGAAUGGCUUGAAAACAAUUCUUGCAGCAGAAUAUUAUCAAUAAACAAUAACAUCUUUUAAAAGUUCUAACAGUAUAUGUAUUUG
Molecule: messenger RNA, 1562 nt
Organism: Thamnophis elegans (Western terrestrial garter snake)
Lineage: Eukaryota; Metazoa; Chordata; Lepidosauria; Squamata; Natricidae
Gene: MLC1
Product: modulator of VRAC current 1
Exons: 13
Coding region: 228-1367 (379 amino acids)
Biological process (GO): regulation of response to osmotic stress
Cellular component (GO): cytoplasmic vesicle; endoplasmic reticulum; plasma membrane
Source: RefSeq, a predicted model, not a curated record